AUGGAAGAACUGCUCACUAGAAGGAAUGUACGUCGACAUCUCCAGCAUAAAUGGAAAAAGAUUAGACAUGCUAUGAAUCUCCAAAAUGAUAUUGAUUCGCAAGGUUCUUCGAAUGUAAUAAUUGAACAUAUCUCUCGAAAGAAAAAGACCCAACUGAUAAUUUCUGUACGUGAUAAUUUAUAUUCUUUAAAAAGAUUAAUCAAGUUUCGAUAUAUUGUAAAGUCAGAGUGUGUUACUGAUAUAAAUAGACGAACUUUAAUAUAUCUCAAAAAUCUUCAUAAUCCAAAUGCGAUUGAAAAAGCUACAGAUGCCAUUAAUCACUACUAUUUUCAUAUAUUGAAUAAUCCAUCUCAUCAAAGCGAUGACUCGAAUACUGCCAGCUUGCAUAAUAUUGACCACUUAAAAUGUGUAAAUAAUUUACUUUGCCAAUUAAUACUACUAUCAGAUUUCAUCAAUCGCUUUAUUGAGGGUUACUAUAAGAGUUUAUAUGAGAAGCUAUCUGAAUUGAAAUGGGAUGAGCAUGACGAUCCAAAUUUCUUAUGUUGCUUGAUCAUAUUGGGUGAUUUCAAGAGAGGUGAACUUUGUUUUUCACAACUUCAGAUCAUAAUUCCGCUAAGGUUAGGACAGCUUAUGGCAUUUUCAUCGUGCUUCUUAUUAUAUGGUAAUCUUCCAAUCACAAGUGGUAUUCAACACAGUGUCGUAUAUUUUGUCCACAGUACCUUCUUUCAUAAUCUACAUGAUUUUUCUUCUGUCUAUAGUGAUUUUAAGAAUAGAAUUGAGCAGGAUGUGAAUGGAUCAAUUGUUCCUACAAUUCUUCGACAAGACUUGAACAAUACAAAUAGAUUAAACUGCAUAAUCAAACUUGAUAAGCCGAAAGCUAAUCAGAUUUGA
Funneliformis mosseae is the source of this 891-nucleotide messenger RNA. The record is from the annotation of a GenBank genome assembly. Lineage: Eukaryota; Fungi; Glomeromycota; Glomeromycetes; Glomerales; Glomeraceae.